AUGGAAAAGAAGAGAACAGGAAGGGAGGAGGGGGAGGGAAGGCCGGUUGCCACAGCACUCACGAAAACGAUGCUUUCUCAAGAAGAUGGUUCUGAGACGUGCCUCGAUUUUCAGAAGGGAAGCGGCUCGCGGGCUAUCUUGCACAGUGGAGGGAAGAAUCGUACGAGCCUCAAAAUAAACAAAAGCCGCAGCUACCGUAGUCGUGGGAUCCGGCAGGCGCUUGUUCCUCCUCCCUUCCUAAAAGGCGCGCUGGGGCAGGGAAAGGCCCCCGUGCGGGAUGCGGCGGCGCGCGGGGCACCGGGGGCCCCUGCAGCCGGCCCCGCUCGGCCGCGCGCCCACCGCGCAGAGCGCAGCGCCCCGCGGCCGUCCCCCGGGCCGUCCCCCGGGCCGUCCCCCGGGCCGUCCCCCCAGCUCCCGCAAGGGUCGCCCGGGCCGGCGGGACACAAUGGGGCCGCGGGCGGCGCGCACGGGCCUCGGCCCGGCUGCGGAAAGGGAGAGAGAUCCGGGAGCCGGCGCAGGGGAGAGGGCGGGAGGGGAGGUCCCGCGGCGGCCGGCGCCGGGGAGCGGCUCGGGCGGAGGAGCGCGGCUCCCCCACCGCAGAGCCAACAAAGACGCGAGGAGAACGGCGCCGAGCCCCGCCUGGCCGGCUGGGCGCCACGGCAGGAGGCGGUGGCAGGUCCGCUCCUCGGGGCGGCCGGGAGGCGCCAUCAUGGGGGGGGCCGGCCCGCCCCACGCGGGGAAGAGCCCCCUGCCCGCCGCGGCCCGCGUCACCGGCCCCGCGUAGCCGCGGCAGCCCGCGGGCCCGCGCCCACCCCACGGGAGGCGGCGGCGGCGGCGCUGGAAAGCGCUGGGCGCCGAAGGAGGGCGGGGACGCGGCCAAGGAGAAAGUUGGGUUCGGGUCUGUUUCGUUUUACCGGGUUGGCGGCGCGCCCGUCCGCGCGGGCGCACGAGGGGCCGGACGAGCGGGGUCCCGCGGCCCCGGUCCGGCCGGCGGGGCGCUGCGCUCGCAGGGUGCGUCCCCGCGCCUCGGCCCGGGCUCGGCCGCUCGGCCUCUGCUUCCUCCGCCCGCCCGCCCGCCCGCCCGCCCGCUCGCUCGCUCCCGGAGCCUGGAUUGAUCUGGUCGCGCUGGCGUCAGGGAGUCGGAGCCGCCCAGCCUCCACUCCGCGGCUGCCAACAGCCGGCGCACUCGCCCGCCCGCCCGCACGCUCGCUCGCUCGCUCGCCUGCUCACACGCGCACCCGCGCGCCGCCGCCGCCGCCGCCGCCGCCGCCGCCGCCGCGCGACCAGGGAUCCUCUCCAAAUUCCCGGCCGCUUAGCGCGAGCGCGGGGCCGCGGGGCCGCGGGGCCGGCCACCUCCCUGCUCCCGCCUCCCCCAGCCCGCCCCCGGCCCCACGCCCCGUUUACUCCAAGGAGAAAAAACCAGCCUUCUUUCCCCUGCUUCCUGGCGUCCCGGCGGAGCGGACUCGGUGCGUUAUCCUCACGUGA
This is a messenger RNA of Nyctereutes procyonoides (raccoon dog), 1485 nucleotides long. RefSeq names its product basic proline-rich protein-like. The record is from RefSeq and is a predicted model, not a curated record. Bases 1 to 1485 code for a protein of 494 amino acids. NCBI's taxonomy places the organism in Eukaryota, Metazoa, Chordata, Mammalia, Carnivora, Canidae. The transcript is spliced from 2 exons.